Messenger RNA from Sceloporus undulatus (fence lizard), 3053 nucleotides. Its product is annotated as histone H2B 1/2/3/4/6-like. The record is from RefSeq and is a predicted model, not a curated record. NCBI's taxonomy places the organism in Eukaryota, Metazoa, Chordata, Lepidosauria, Squamata, Phrynosomatidae. The transcript has a single exon. Bases 2468 to 2848 code for a protein of 126 amino acids. Gene Ontology annotation, cellular component: nucleosome. Gene Ontology annotation, molecular function: structural constituent of chromatin; DNA binding; protein heterodimerization activity.
CAGUGCUAGGGAAUUGUGGGAACUAGUUUUGGGAGACGUUGAGCCUUCUUUGUCAGAGAGCUCUGGGGCCAGAAUAAACUAUAAUACUACCCAGCAUCCCCUAGUACUGAGCCAAGGCAGUUAAAGCAGUCUCAAACAGGAAUAUUUCUGCAGUGUGAGUUGGACCAGGGUUCAAAUCCAGGCUGGGCCAUGAAAACCCAUGGGUAAGUCACUCAGAAAAACCUGUUGAUAUGUUUGCCUUCAUAUGGCAAUCCUAUAGCAAGCGUCUUGGGGGAUUUUCCCAAGCAUGAGCAUCUUCUCUGUUGUCUUGCUGGGCCAUGAAACGCAUUGGGUGAACCUAGACAAGUCACACUCUCUCAGCCUCAGAGGACGGCAAUGGCAAACGCCUGAACAAUUAUUGUCAAGACAACCCCGCAACAGCUUUGCCUUAGGGUUGCCAUGAGUCAGAAAUGGAUUAAAGGUACUACACAAGAUCCUUCCCAUACUGAUCCAUGUCUUUGAGGUCUUAAACAUAGCAUGUUUUCCAGCUACUUACUCCUUUGGUCCCCUAAAUAUUUCCAUCCCCAUUAAUUUGAGAUUUAAAAACAUCUAGCUGUUUAAAUGUUUAGGAACCUAUCCUAUCAAUGUACACAAAUGUAUGGAGUCUGGAGCUCAUUUAAAGCCAUAGGAAAGGCGGAUAAGAAAUAAUAAUAAUAAUAAUAAUAAUAAUAAUAAUUUCCCCCCUCCAUUUUAUGGUGUUGGGCUUUCUUCAGAGAGUAUUAUUAUUAUUAUUAAACUUUAUUUAUAUAAAAUGAACCUCCUGCAAAAAUAAUUAAAUAUAAUGCAUAUUAGUACAUGUUAACAUUCAAAUAAAAUAAGGCAGAUGACAAAAUUAAAACAAUUUAAAUCAGUUAAAAUUAAAAGAGAGAGAAGGAAUGUAAAGCCUCUUGUGUCUAUUGGGGAGCUGGGCCUUGGACUAUGGCUCUGGAGACCAAGGCCUGACUCCUUUGCUGCUUCUGUUGCCUUGCUUUCGGGUCUUUCCCGACUUACAGAGACCCUAAGGCCACAGGGUUUUCUUGGCAGGUUUCUUCGGAGGGGGGUUUGCCCUUGCCAUCCUCUGAGGCUGAGAGAGUGUGACUUCCUUAAGGUCACCCAAUGUUGGGGUUCAAACCCUGGUCUCCAUAGUUGUGGCCCCAACAAUCAAGCCACUACCCCACUCACUGCUCAUGCAUUAAAACACAUUGGACAAGUCACACUCUCUCAGCCUCAGAGGAUGGCAAGGGCAACCCCCCCUCCGAAGAAACUGGCCAAGAAAACCCUAUGAUAGGGUCACCAUAAAUACAGAAAUUACUUAGAGCCACACAAUUAUACACACACACACACUCUCUCUCUCUCUCUCUCUUAUGGGGAGAAGAAAGGAAAGAAACUUGACUAGAGAGUAAGAGAGAAGGUUGUAAACUGCAGGUGAUGAAAUGGUAAUGUCAAGAUAAAUUAGAGUAAGUGCUCUGUAUGUUUUAAGAGUUUCAUUCAUGCGAAAGAUGCUGUGAGUGUUAUGAGAUUGUGUGUUAUUAUGGGAGCUGUGUUUUUAUACGACUAAUAAAAUGUAUUAAUGUAUACAUGUGUGUGAGUGUGUUUGUGUGUUACUGUGUGGCUCCAGGUCAUUUCUGGAUUUAUUAUGGUGACCCUGUCACAUGAGAUAUACAGUAUGUAAUAAUAUUAUUAUUAAAAAGGAAAACCAUUUACUAUGGGAUUCUGUGAGAUGUUUCAAUAAAGGGAGCAUAGGAAGGUUCAUAUAAUUUAGUUGUCAACUAAAGCCAAAAUGUCUCUUUGCCGAAACCCGGGAUCGAACCAGGGACCUUUAGAUCUUCAGUCUAACGCUCUCCCAACUGAGCUAUUUCGGCUUCUUGCUUCCUUGUUUUUGAAGCACAAUUUAGAAAGUUGCAGAUUUUCAGGCUUCAAGAGACCCGUUCUUAAUUUAUCCCUCUCCGGUAUAACUCCUAUUAGGAGGUUACAACAGUUUUCAUCCAGAUUAGCUAACCAUUAGGACACAGAUUAUACCAUUUCGCUAUAGGAACAAAACGGGGCUGGGCAGUGUCUGUGUGUGUGUGUGUGGGGGGGAAUACAGAAAGGGAGAGCUGAUAAACCUAUUCCCUUCAGAGAAGCGGGAAACAGGUUUCCAGCCCAGCUAGCCGAGGGGAGCGCGCGCGUUCAGAAAAUUAACCAAUCAGAGACGAGGAGGAAGGUCAGGCAACCAAUAAGAGAGCCAGGUUUGAAACGCUGCCGCGGUCUCGAGCCUCUGCCAACGAUAGAAGAGGAGCAGCAUUCUGACCAAUAGGAAGCGUGCGGGGAUGCGUUCUGGCCAAUAGGAAGCGUGUGUUUUCAGAGCCCUCAUUUGCAUACGCGGCCUAUAAAUAGAGGGCAGGCGGCGCGUUGAUUAUCUCAGUUUGACUUUGCCUGUUGUUGAGGUCAGAGCUGCGUGAAGUCGAGGAUGCCUGAGCCAGCCAAGUCUGCUCCUGCGCCCAAGAAGGGCUCCAAGAAGGCCAUUACUAAGACCCAGAAGAAGGGCGACAAGAAGCGCAAGAAGAGCAGGAAGGAGAGCUACUCCAUCUACGUCUACAAGGUCCUGAAGCAGGUCCAUCCUGACACCGGCAUCUCCUCCAAAGCCAUGAGCAUCAUGAACUCCUUCGUCAAUGACAUCUUCGAGCGCAUCGCUGCGGAGGCCUCCCGCUUGGCCCAUUAUAACAAGCGCUCCACCAUCACCUCCAGGGAGAUCCAGACCGCAGUCAGGCUGCUUUUGCCGGGAGAGCUGGCCAAACACGCCGUCUCCGAGGGCACCAAGGCCGUCACCAAGUACACCAGCUCCAAGUAGGCGGCGCCUUCCCUCCUUGGCUUCCCUUGGCUUCUAGGCCUCAACCUAAAGACCCAAAGGCUCUUUUAAGAGCCACCCACUUCCUCAACCAAAGAGCUGCCUCACAUUUACACAACAGAAGCCCUUGGAGUUAAAAAGACCUGUAUUUCUCUUAGUAUGAUUCUCCGAAUAAACCUCAGUUCCAAGUAACUGAGAAGUAAUUGGA